AUGAAAAGUGAAAAAUUUUAAGUUGAAGAUUUGUUUAGCAUUUUUGCUUUAUCUAAAAAGGUUGAUGAAAUAGUCUAUCCUAUCCUUAUCAAAAUAUCAUAAAGAGAGAAAAUUUAAGACUGCUUAGAAAUUCUCUCAUAAGUUCAAAAUCAAAAACAUUUCGAGUAAGUCAUUUUCUAAGUAGAAAAUUCUUCACAAUCAAGCAACUAUUCCUUGCUUAAUUUUGUAAAGAAUAACAUUCUUACAAUAACAGAUAUUCUCAAAAAAAUUAUGGACCAUGAAUUUAAUGAACAGAAUUACUCUUUAGAUGAAUUAUAAGAAAUUAUAUAAGAUCUUAUCACAAAAAUAUCUUGGGAUAAGAGAAUCAUAGAAUUUUUAAAAUUUUUAGUUCGUCUUACUGCCUUAGACGAAAGAUUUAUAUAUUGUGGAUCAAAUUCUGUUCAUUUGUUGGUUUAAAUGUAAGUUGAUUUGAAGGAACAAUCAUUUGAAAAUAUUAGAAUUAGAAAUACUUCACUAUUAGGAGCUAAUUUAAUGCGAUGUGACUUAAGUGGAUCUGAAUUUAACAAUGUCAUUAUUAGUGGAAUGAAUUUGAAUUAAGCCAAAUUAUUUAAUUGUAAGUGGAGGAAUUUAAAAAUAAAUGAGUUAAAUAAUUUAAAUGGCCAUAGUGAGAGUGUCAAUUAAGUUGCGUUUUCUUCAGAUGGUAAGUCAUUAGUUUCCUGUAGUAAUGAUAAUUCUAUUUGUUUGUGGGAUAUUAGAAGAGCAAAAGUAUAGUGUUUAAAUAGAAAGAAGAAUUAGGUAUAAUCAGUAUGCUUUUCACCUAAUUAUGCAAUUUUAGUUUAUUGCAUUGGCUGUUUUAUAUAUAUUUGGAAUUAUAAAAGGGAGAAAUAAAUUUCAAAAUUACAUAGUAAGACUGAUUUUGUUAAAUCAAUUUGUUUCUCUCCUGAUGGUGCUACAUUAGCAUCAGCUGGUAUAAGAUUAUGUGGUGUUGGGGGUAACUAUAUCCAUUUAUGGAAUGUUAAGACAGGAUAAUAACAAGCCGAAUUAGGUGGUCAUUCAUAGUGUAUCAUGUCAGUCUGCUUCUCUCCUGAUGGUAAUACAAUAGCAUCUGGUAGUUAAGACUAUUCUAUCUAUUUAUGGGAUGUUAAGACAGGAUAAUAAAAAGCUAAUUUAGGUGGUCAUUCAAAUUUCAUCAAUUAAUUGAGCUUCUCUCCAGAUGUUAUGAUAAGUCUAUUCGAUUAUGGGAUGUUAAGACAGGAUAAUAAUAGUAAUAAUUAGAAGGUCAUUAUCAAGGUUAACAGUCAAUUUGUCUUUCUCCUGAUGGUACUACAUUAGCAUCUGGUAAUUAUGAUAAGUCUAUCCGUUUAUGGGAUGCUAAGACAGGAUUAUAACAAACAAAAUUAGAUGGUCAUUCUGAUAUAGUUAAUUCAGUCUGUUUCUCUCCUGAUGGUACUACAUUAGCAUCUGGUAGUUUGGAUAAGUCUAUCCGUUUAUGGGAUGUUAAGACAGGAUAAUAAAAAGCCAAAUUAGAUGGUCAUAGCGGUCAUAUU
Paramecium tetraurelia is the source of this 1547-nucleotide messenger RNA. RefSeq lists its product as uncharacterized. The record is from RefSeq and is a predicted model, not a curated record. NCBI's taxonomy places the organism in Eukaryota, Ciliophora, Oligohymenophorea, Peniculida, Parameciidae. Gene Ontology annotation, molecular function: protein binding. The transcript has 2 exons. The annotation marks the transcript as partial.